UGGCGCACCGCCUUCUUACCUCCCAUCGUCUCCCUCCCAACCCGAGCGUGGAGGAGAGGGGGAGAAGGGGAGCUCGAAGUGAUCUCCUGGUGAUCAUCGAUUGGGAUGAAGAUGGCUCGGUCCAAGUAUGUCCUCGCUUUUGUCUUCUUCGUCACGUUCGGGAUGAUUGUGGGUUCUUUGUUUCAAUUGGCAUUUAUCUGGCAAUUGGAAGAAUCAUCUGGCACUUCUCAUUGGGAAAAUGACAAGGAAACUAUUCUGGUUCAUCAUGGAUCUGUAAGACCUGAAAUCCUCAGCUGGUCACCACGAAUUAUUCUUUUUCAUAAUUUCUUAAGCAUGCAGGAAUGUGAUUAUCUUAAAGCAAUUGGUAGACCUCGCCUAGCGGUCUCCAUGGUGAUAGAUGACGAAACGGGGAAGGGUAUAAAUAGUAAGGUUCGAACAAGUUCUGGUAUGUUUCUAACUUCAGAAGAGCAAAAUUUGCCAAUUAUACAGGCUAUCGAAAACCGGAUUGCUGUGUUUUCUCAAAUUCCUGCAGAAAAUGGUGAGCAAAUGCAAGUACUAAGGUAUAAACAAAGUCAGUUUUACAGUGUACAUUCUGAUUACUUCACUAACAUUACUCACAUAAAGAAAGGAGGCCAACGUGUAGCGACGAUGCUAAUGUAUUUAAACGAUGAUGUUGAAGGGGGUGAGACCUACUUUCCAAUGGCCGCAGCGGGUGAAUGCAGUUGUGGAGGAACGAUGGUUAGGGGGCUUUGUGUGAAGCCAAGCCAAGGGGAUGCACUUCUUUUCUGGAGCUUGGGGCUUAAUGGAAGACUUGAUCCACACAGUUUGCAUGCAGGAUGUCCAGUACUAAGUGGGGAGAAGUGGUCAGCCACAAAAUGGAUGAGGGAAAGUACUUUACGUUGAUUUUUCCUUACAUUUAUGUUUUUCACACUAAAAUAAAUAGCAUGUACGGUGGUCCAACUAACUAGUUCUUACCCACAACCUGCUUGAUGAAAAGGAAGCAACGUACGACAUA
Molecule: messenger RNA, 1015 nt
Organism: Musa acuminata AAA Group (dessert banana)
Lineage: Eukaryota; Viridiplantae; Streptophyta; Magnoliopsida; Zingiberales; Musaceae
Product: prolyl 4-hydroxylase 1-like
Exons: 11
Coding region: 106-903 (265 amino acids)
Biological process (GO): peptidyl-proline hydroxylation to 4-hydroxy-L-proline
Cellular component (GO): endoplasmic reticulum
Molecular function (GO): procollagen-proline 4-dioxygenase activity; L-ascorbic acid binding; iron ion binding
Source: RefSeq, a predicted model, not a curated record